Electrophorus electricus (electric eel) is the source of this 3600-nucleotide messenger RNA. The record is from RefSeq and is a predicted model, not a curated record. NCBI's taxonomy places the organism in Eukaryota, Metazoa, Chordata, Actinopteri, Gymnotiformes, Gymnotidae.
AGGACAGAGGAGUGCAGAGAUAGGAGAGAGAGAGAAAGAGAGAGGAAAACAUGAGAAGAGAGGAAGGCAAGAGAUGGUUAACAUAUGAACUGAGGAAAAAAGGGUGAGAAAGCAAUUCCAAAGGUAUUCCGGGAGGAGCAGCGUUGAACAAGACUGACCGGCGCAGUCCAGCAGCAGCUUUCAUUUAGAAGUAAACUAAGGAGGCACCUACACUGGAAACUCCUCAGCACGACUAGUUCCAGACGAACCUCUGAUCAAAGACCGACUCGAACACGCCUCUGUGGACUAUACCACAUCACCCCGACGCCUGAGAGCAGCCGCUAAGAAGCUGCUUCUCCUAAAAGUCCUCAAAAAAGCGAACAGAAACAGGACCACCGGAUGGCUGUCCCGUGAUGGGCUUCUCAGCACAGCUGACUGUAGAUCAGAGGUCACGCACUCAGGGAAGGAGGUGCUUCCACGGCACUGUGGCUACAGACGCUCUGUGACGGCCGGGUACGUUGGAACUUAAAAUAAGACGUUAUAAGAAGCGUAGCCUCGGCACAGCACGCUGUUCAUGCGAUCUGCCGUUCCGGUUCUUUCAUCACUGCAGCAGCCGCAAAAAAAAAUCUGGAUUUUAUUGUUGUAUUUUUCUUGAGGAACUGUUAGGGAGUCUUUCAACUCAUCCUGGAGUUGACCAACUCAUUUCACUUUUAUUCUAACCUCUGAGCAUGAGACAUGCCGGAGUGGAACAAUGCCUCCUCUUAAGGAUGAGGAGUGGUGUCACCGCUGGAAUGCUGAUAUGUCUGAUUAGCGCGCGUAUCUGAGCCCGAGGGUCAGCGUCGCACGCUGAGGGCAGGGAAGGAGUCUGCCUCCCAUCAGGUCUGAGGCUAGCAGAGCAACCGGCGCUCAUCUGCUUACCUGCACACAGGAGGGAGGGGGCCAAAGACGAAGACGAGGGGAGAAGAGAGAGGAGGAAGAUCUGGCGAGAGCUCACGAAACGAGGAGUCGCAACUCGGGUCCAGAGUCCGGUGAGGCCACUCGCUCCCCUCGUCGCCGUGCUCCUUUGUUUUCUCCCGGGGUUAUGAGUCAAAUGGAGGUGCUGUGAUCUUCUGUCAGAUCGGGGCCGAGGGCGUGCGCCCGAGAAAAACAGCCACCAGGGAAAGGGGCGCUGCUCGGCACGGCAACAGUGGAAGAUGCCCGAGAACAAGCAGGCGGUGCAGCGCACGGGGAGCUACCUCUCCCACUCUGCUUACAGGAGAAUUAAAAGGGUUCUAAGCUUUAGGAGACGUGUGUUCGGGCAGCGGUUGGAGGAGACGGUGCUGUACGAGCGUCGCUAUGGCGAUCACAUGGCUCCUCUGGUGGUGGAGCAGUGUGUGGACUUCAUCAGGGAACGUGGGCUUCUGGAGGUGGGGCUCUUCAGGCAGCCUGGCCAAGCAACACUAGUCAAAGAACUGCAAGAAGCCUUUGAUGCAGGGGAGAAACCUUCCUUUGACAGCAGCACAGAUGUCCACACAGUGGCAUCUCUACUGAAGCUGUAUCUCAGGGAGUUGCCUGAACCAUUGGUGCCAUUCUCUCGCUACCAAGAGUUUCUUAUGUGUGGCAAGAAGAUGCCCUCCGACAGGGAGCAGGGAUUGCUGGAACUGAAAACCCUUCUUCACGAGCUUCCAGUAGCCAAUUUUAACCUGUUAAAAUACAUCUGCCAGUUCUUAAAUGAAGUCCAGUCCUACUCUAGCACCAACAAGAUGAGUAUACAGAACCUGGCUACUGUUUUUGGGCCAAAUAUCCUCCGACCCAAAGCUGAGGACCCAGAGAGUAUUAUCGGAGGGGCGGCUGUGGUGCAGCACUUGAUGUCAGAGCUGAUCAGAGAGCAUACCAUGCUUUUCUCAAGGGAAAACCGAUGCAGUCCUCCAGGAACCUCUGUACCAGCCUUUGUUCCCACACACAGGCAACACGAUCGGGUCGAGUGGGUGUACACCGAACCCUCUGCCCAUCCAAGCGAGCAUCAGCUCAGAAUGGGCAGCGAUCGAUUGGCCCAGCCAGCUGCGACAUCCACGUCAUGCUUGCGAAAGCUCUCUCUGCCCCUUACUACCGAGAGGAGGCCGUCUCGCCAAAGCUCUCGCGCCCAACGGCACCUAUCCGAGUCACAGCAGUGGCAGCCCGAGGCCUCUUCUCCGACGAGCUCUUGUCUGCUGUACGAGAACCACAGCCCGUCCCUUUCGGCACGGGCGUUUCCCCACACAGCGCUCGUCCCUCCCACAAUGCCACCCACUGCCUCUUCCUCCACGACUGCGGUGUCGGACACCAGGGAUGGGAGCCGUGCGCCAUCUCGCAGCUGGCCUGCUCAGGGGCAGUCCGGCUGGGAGGCCGAGAGAGCCUUUAGGGACAGCGUUGGUAGCAGCGAAGCUCAGGAAAGCACCCUUUCUGUAUACGACAACAUGGGCCCAGAAGGACGAGUGGCCGGAUGCGCAGGGGAUGGCCAGGCGCACGGGGGCGCGGGGGACCUGGAAGGCUGCGCCGGCAGCAUGGCCGACAGCAGCAGCUCCUGGUCCUCCUGCGAGAUCCUGCUCACAGAGGGAGGCAAUAUUUGCAAAAGAGCUGCCAGCCCCUGCCACAGCCCGUUAUACUUCCCUUCUUUCAGGUCAGACCCUGAAGAAGGAGACCGACACCCCGACUCCCCAGCUCCCUCCUCCGCCCCCACCGAUGCCCCUCUGAGCACAGGCAGCAGCGACGUCUUUCUCCCAAAUGCACCCCCAGACCCUGCUGCAUCCCAAUCAAUGCAGUGUGUCCUGGUGGGUCUUCGGCAGCAAAUGGCCCGGCAGAAAGCAGAGUACGAGUCCAAGAUCAACAGGUUGGAGCUACAAAAAGAGGCUCUCCAGGGUCAGGUGUCGGGGCUGCACACCACUCUGGAACAGCAGCGCCAGUGGAUCAGCAUGGCCGAGAUCAAGAUGAGAAACGUUGAGCGUGCUCGGGCCGACGCGGACCGGCGAAACGCCACGCUGCAGCAGGAGAUGGAGCAGUUCUUCCACACCUUCGGCGAGCUGAACUCCGAGGCGCGCAAGACGGAGCGCAUCGCUCAGAGCUUCUGAGGCUCGCGGGCACCGCUGCCAACGGCGCUCGCACAUUCUGAAAAGUGUCGGGCUCGUAGCGAUGGUUAAAGCCUGCCGCAGCCCCGGGGGACAGACUGCUCAUUCUCCGACGAGGAGAAACCCAGAGGACCAGCAUGUUUUAAACCAAAGGGUCAAAUGGCUGAGAGAUGGCAGGUACUCAGAGAUGGUGAAUGACACAAAAGAAGGCCAAGAGGUACAUCUAAGCAAGCAUGGAUAUCUUAAAUAACACACUGUAGAGUGAAUCUUGUGCUGUAUUGAGACUAGGCUUAAUCUGGGCAUAUGGCAUGCCAAGUCAGAACCUACUUAGAUUUUGAUGUAUGGUUUCAUGUACUGACUAAACUCAAUGAAAUCCAAAGCUAGGUUCUUUAAUGGACAGCUCACCGCAUUUUUUUCAAUAACUAUUCAAAAACCAUGAAGUAACGAAAACCCUUACAUUUACAUACAUAUGUACAUACUGUAUUUAAACCAAUAUGCAUUUAUACGGAAAUAAAAAAUAUAAGAACCGUAGACUAAA